Molecule: messenger RNA, 639 nt
Organism: Durusdinium trenchii
Lineage: Eukaryota; Dinophyceae; Suessiales; Symbiodiniaceae
Source: the annotation of a GenBank genome assembly
AUGUCACGAGCCCUCGACUGGCAGACCCCUGCAGCAGCGCAGUGCAUCGGCACAGGAGCGACCUGGCGAUGGCUCUUGUGGAACUUGGAGCUCUUCCACCACACACGGCUCAGGUGCGAUGGCAAGACAUACCAGCUCGCCAUGGACUCUGCAAGCAGCCAGCGAUGGAAAGUAGUCCAUAUGCUGAUGGAGACCAUGGCGAUUUCCAACCUUCAACUGAACAAGUUCCACUACACUUCGCUGGUGAAGGCCUGUCAAUCCUCCCUUCAUUGGCCGAGCGCCUUGCUGUUCCCACCUUCGGAUGUGGACGCACGAGCGGUGGACGCAACCUGGACGUCGGCGACCCUGACGGCGACCUGCGCGGGUGGAGGUCCUUGGAGGUGGGCGAGGGCAUGGUUUGACAGCGUGGGGCACAAGUGUGUGGAGCCGAAUGUCAUGAGCUAUGGCGCUGCUUUGCGUGCAUGCGAGAAAGGGCCUUGGGGACAGACCUUGCUGCUGAUGCGCCAGCAGAUGGACGCUCAUGUGAGCCCAACGGUUAUCUCCUUGGGUGCGGCCCUGGGUGCUGGGAAGUUCAACUGGGACAUGGCUUAUGAGCUUCUCACUCUUCUCACCAUCUACGAGCUGACACUUGGCCCAUGA